Zea mays is the source of this 399-nucleotide messenger RNA. RefSeq names its product phosphoinositide phosphatase SAC2-like. Gene Ontology annotation, biological process: phosphatidylinositol dephosphorylation. Gene Ontology annotation, cellular component: intracellular membrane-bounded organelle. Gene Ontology annotation, molecular function: phosphatidylinositol-3,5-bisphosphate 5-phosphatase activity. Bases 1 to 324 code for a protein of 107 amino acids. Lineage: Eukaryota; Viridiplantae; Streptophyta; Magnoliopsida; Poales; Poaceae. The transcript has 3 exons. The record is from RefSeq and is a predicted model, not a curated record.
AUGGGACUUUCCUUACUUGAGAACCUUGCACUUAGAUAUGGGAAUCCAAUAAUCAUAUUGAACUUAAUAAAGACCCACGAGAAGAAGCCCCGUGAAUCUCUGCUCUGUGCAGAAUUUGCAAAGGCUAUUCAUUACAUUAACAAGAGCCUAUCUGAUGACAAGUGUCUAAAAUUUCUGCACAUGGAUCUGAGUAAUCUUUUUCGAAGGAAAGGCACCAAUGUGCUUGCACUGUUGAGCAAGGUGGCAACAGAUGUGUUGGAUCUAACUGAAUUCCUCCACUGUGAAAUAAGUACAUCAACAAAAUUUGAUGACAUCUCAAGGUAGUGAUAUUUUUUCCUUAAUAAUGCACAAGUUCAAGUUGCCAAGUGAUAGGAAAGUAAUAGUGAAGCUAAGUUCGUC